Molecule: messenger RNA, 2196 nt
Organism: Rhododendron vialii
Lineage: Eukaryota; Viridiplantae; Streptophyta; Magnoliopsida; Ericales; Ericaceae
Product: putative UDP-rhamnose:rhamnosyltransferase 1
Exons: 1
Coding region: 144-1562 (472 amino acids)
Molecular function (GO): UDP-glycosyltransferase activity
Source: RefSeq, a predicted model, not a curated record
ACAUCUUCUUCAUUCACGAAUUCGAAUCUUUCACUCUUAAGCUAGGGUCGAUCUCUGUUCUGUAUCUUUAAAACCUUAAUAUUUGUUGGUGAUCAAGCAUUGUGAACCAGACGACACCCUCAAGCAAAACAGCAAAAUUAGCCAUGGCCGGAGAUGGGAAAAAACUGCAUGUAGCAAUGUUCCCAUGGCUAGCUUUCGGUCACAUGAUCCCAUUCCUUGACUUAGCCAAAUUCAUAGCCCAAAAGGGACACAAAAUCUCCUACCUCUCCACCCCUAGAAACCUCACCCGCUUGCCAAAACUCCCUCCUCAUCUCAACUCUCUCAUCACUUUCGUCCCCAUCUCUCUCCCCCGCGUUGACCAGCUCCCGGAAAAUGCCGAAGCCACCAUGGACGUGCACCCCGACGACGUCCACUACCUCAAAAAGGCCUUCGACGGUCUCGAGACGGAGUUGGCUCGGUUCCUCGAAACCGAGUCUCCUGACUGGAUCAUUUACGAUUUUGCCCCUCAUUGGUUGCCCCCGAUCGCGGGCAAACUCGGUAUUUCGCGCGCCUUCUUUUCAAUUAUCAACGCCUGGUUCCUCGCAUUCUUCGGCCCGUCGGCGGCGAUGCUCGACAAUUCUGUCCUGCAGCUGACGGAUCCGGAGCAAUUCUUAGUGCCACCCAAGUGGAUCACGUUUCCUACUAAAGCAGCUUAUCGCGCCUACGAGAUAAAGCGAACGUUCAAAACUGGCUCAGAACCCCAGAAUGCUUCUGGGAUUGAGGAUUUUUAUCGUGUCGGGUGCAUUAUCACCGGCUGCGAUGCACUGGCGAUCAGACACUGCAGAGAGUUUGAACCCAAUUGGUUGACCCUACUGGAAGAGCUCCACGGGAAACCGAUUAUUCCGUUGGGAUUAAUGCCACCUUUGGUGGAAGAAUCGAGCAGCGACGACUCAAAGAAUGACACGUGGGUUUCAAUCAGUGAGUGGCUAAAUAAGCAAACCAUUGGGUAUGUAGUUUAUGUAGCUCUCGGGAGCGAGGUUGCGCUGAGUCCGGACGAACUCACUGAAUUGGCUCUUGGGCUGGAGCUCUCUCGUUUGCCCUUUUUCUGGGUGCUGAGGAAGCCAUCCGGGUCGACCGAGGCAGACUCGUUCAUGUUGCCAGACGGGUUCGAGGAGCGAACGAAACAUCGCGGAAUUGUGUGGAAGAAUUGGGCGCCUCAACUCAGGAUUCUGAAUCAUGACUCAGUUGGAGGAUUCUUAACUCACUGUGGGUGGAGUUCAAUCGUAGAGGGAGUCCGAUUUGGGUUGCCACUUAUUAUGCUUCCCCUUGUGUUGGAUCAAGGUUUAAAUGCAAGGUUAAUGGAAGAGCAUAAGGUUGGGAUUGAGGUACCAAGAGAUGAGGCGGACGGGUUGUUUACGAGGAACUCAGUGGCCGAGUCGAUCACGUUGGUUAUGGUGGCUAAGGAAAAGGGUAGCAUUUACAGGGAGAGAGCAAAAGAGAUGAGUUCAUUGUUUAGUGACAAACUCCUGCAUGAUCAGUAUUUGGAUAACUUUGUCCAGUAUCUUGAAAACCAUAGGGGCUGAGAUUGAGUUCUGUUGUGUAUUGAAAUUCAUAAUGAUAUAACAAUUUAUGCAUAAAGUGCUGUGAUGUUGCAAUUUAAGGAGGUAAAUCCUUUUGGAAAUUUUCAGGUGAAUAAGGUGGGUAUUCGGAGGGUCUACCGAAACAACCGAACAGACCCUCUUUGGUUCAUUGUAUCUGAACGAAGCACCUCAAAGGUCUAAUAAUAGUUGUCGCUUCUUAAGAACCCCCUGAUGUUAGGUUUAUUACAGCACUUUAUUCCAGCGAUUUUUCCUCCAAUUGAAUGAACCAGCAGCUUAAGGGUCUCACCUUGGUGAAUAUAUUGAUCGUUCCCAUUUCGGUGUUGGGCAAGUACAACUUGAUGGUCACGUAGUUUUAGAUUCCAUCAAGUCGUAAUUAGAUAUUGUUCUUCUGUGAGAGAGAGGCAGAUAGAGUUUAGUUCGCCAAGGCAACUUAUAGUGGUAUUUUAUAUGUAGUGGUUCUAGCCGGUGCAACCUCCGCACCUCUGUUUGCGGCGAAUUUGUUUCAAAGAAACUGUGUGAAAGAUAGGAUUCAGUUCGCUUUAUGUGUUCCAUUCUGUUUAUGUAUUUUGUAGUUACAGUUUGUAUUAUCAAUAUCAAUUAAACUGUUCGCUGGAAA